This is a messenger RNA of Coffea arabica (coffee), 596 nucleotides long. Its product is annotated as F-box protein At2g02240-like. NCBI's taxonomy places the organism in Eukaryota, Viridiplantae, Streptophyta, Magnoliopsida, Gentianales, Rubiaceae. The record is from RefSeq and is a predicted model, not a curated record.
CAAAACGUACAGUCCUUCCAACACUACUCCAGAGCUGCAUCUAUUCAACAUGGCUUACACCAUCAACGCGAGGGAUCUAGUGAUUUAUCACGGUAAUGAUACACGCUAUUGGAAGUGGUACACUGAUGUACCUUCUGGCUUCGAGGUUGCCGAGCUUGUUGAAGUUUGCUGGUUUGACAUUCGAACCAGUGUGCCUGCUAGGGACCUCCCAAGGGGCAGUUCCUAUUCGACAUAUCUCGUGUUCAAACUUAAUGCCAAGCCAAAGGGACUUGAAAAAGCAACUGCAUCGGUUAUGUUUACUGAAGAAAAGGCUAAGGGAACUGAUGACGAAGGCUAUAGUGUGUUCAUUGACAAGUCACAAGAUUCGAAGGAUCCGGGCAUAUAUCCUCAACCCCGUAGUGAUGGAUGGAAGGAAUUGAACUUGGGUGACUUCGUCAACAACCGCGGAAGAAGUUCCACGGCAGAAGCUAGGAUUUUUCAAACCAGUGAUACAAUCUGGAAGUCUGGCAUUAUUAUCAAGGGCAUUGAAAUUCGCCCUAAUUAGGGUGGAUGCACUCUUUACCAUCAUCCUUCAGUCGUUUUGUACCACAGUAAAA